AUGGUGUUGGCUUUGGCUUGGGCGGUUGGAGUGGUUGUGGUUUUGGGGUUGGUUUCUAUUUUGGGAGGAAUGGGGUUGGCUUUGGCUUGGGCGGUUAGAGUGGUUGUGGUUUUAGGGUUGGUUUCUGUUCUGGGAGGAAUGGGGUUGUCUUUGGCUUGUGCCAUUGGAGUGGUUGUGGUUUUGGGGUUAGUUUCUGUUUUUGGAGGAAUGGGGUUGGCUUUGGCUUGUGCCAUUGUAGUGGUUGUGGUUUUGGGGUUGGUUUCUGUUUUUGGUGGAAUGGGGAAUGGUGUUCUUGUUGGAUUGGGCCGUUGGAGUGAGGGUGGUUUGUGUGUUGUCUUGGGUGUUUGGAGGAAGGGUGUUGGUUUUGGCUUGGGUGUUGGAUUUGUUGUUGGUUUCGGUGGUGGGAGGAAGGGUGUUCUUGUUGGCUUGGGCUGUUGGAGUGGUGUUGGCUUUGGUGUUGGUUUCGGUGGUGGGAGGAAGGGUGUUCUUGUUGGCUUGGGCUGUUGGAGUGGUGUUGGAUUUGGUGUUGGUUUCGGUAGUAGGAGGAAGGGUGUUGGCUUUGGCUUGGGUGGUGGUUUCUGUGUUGGGGUUAAUGCCACUUCCUCUUGGCUGCUGAUGUUUGGUCUUGUCCAAGCUCCUUUAUAUUUAGCUCCUUGUUCCAAUUCGUCUGCAGCAGCCGCAACCUUCCUCAAACAUGAUGCAAGAUUUUGUGGAAUUGGUGGCUGCUCAGUAAGAUUGUCAUCCCCAGAUUGUGGUAGUGGUGGCUCCACAUUUUUUUGA
This is a messenger RNA of Impatiens glandulifera, 780 nucleotides long. Its product is annotated as glycine-rich cell wall structural protein-like. NCBI's taxonomy places the organism in Eukaryota, Viridiplantae, Streptophyta, Magnoliopsida, Ericales, Balsaminaceae. The transcript is spliced from 3 exons. The record is from RefSeq and is a predicted model, not a curated record. The coding region runs from base 1 to 780 and encodes 259 amino acids.